Molecule: messenger RNA, 2568 nt
Organism: Macrosteles quadrilineatus (aster leafhopper)
Lineage: Eukaryota; Metazoa; Arthropoda; Insecta; Hemiptera; Cicadellidae
Exons: 6
Coding region: 7-1797 (596 amino acids)
Cellular component (GO): extracellular region
Molecular function (GO): chitin binding
Source: RefSeq, a predicted model, not a curated record
CCGAAGAUGCAACUCCUACUGCUAGCAGGCAUAACAUUCAUAAAUGGAGUUCUAUGUUCACCAACGAUUGAAUGGAAAGACAACACAAAUAUGAUUUCCUGCAAGGGAAGGCCUGAUGGCUACUAUGCUGACACAACUGAUGCUCAGGAUUCUUUUUUUAGAUGUAAGGACAAUGAGGUGAUAGAGCAGACCACGUGUGACAGAGGUUCAAGGUACGAUCCUCACUCUCAGCAGUGUAGCCUCACUACAGCCCUGGACACAGACUGCGACCAAUCAGAUGACAGUUUCUACACAACACCUGGCACCCUGUGUAGAGGCUACUACCGAUGUGUCAAUGGCGCCAGGGAGGAUUACACGUGUCCCAAAGACUCCUAUUUUGAUAUGAACUCCCAGUUCUGCGUGCGUACUGGUGGGCUCUGUUACGAGUUGGUUUGUAGCGGCCGAGUCAACGGGAGAUACGCAGACACAACCCAUGCAUGCCGCAGAUCCUACGUGUGUGAGGGAGGAAUGCUACGAUCCCUCGGCUCCUGUCCUCCUGGUUCUUUGUACAACGGCAGCUCAUGCCAGCCCAGGGAACAAGUCCAGUGUCUGACAUCAGAAAAGUCAGCUGUAGCAGUGAAGAUCCUCUCCACAGAUCCUUGUGCAGAAUUGCCCAACGGUUUCCAGACUCUACCUGACGAGACAUGUCGCAACUACCUGCUUUGCCACUCUGGACAGACCAUCGCCAAGCUGCACUGCGCGACAAGCGAGCACUUCAACGGUGACAAGUGCGUGCCAGCCACCAACACCAGUUGUGCGUCCUACUGUGCCGACAAACCUGACGGCUUCACUACCGACUUACGCCGCCAAUGCCGAGGCUACGUCAGCUGUGUCAAAGGCAGAGUGGUCGAAGAACUGGCCUGCAAAGACGGCUCACUUUUCAACGGAAAAACAUGUGUCCCUGCCUUACUGUAUCAAUGUCCUGUACCUGUGAAGAAAAACGUUUGUUCCAAACUGAAAGACGGAUAUCACCAAGAUUACAUGACUGGAUGCAAAGAGUAUUUUUACUGCCACCAAGGACAAAUGCUGUUGAGAAGUACAUGUAGGGACGGAAAAGUAUGGAAUGGCUCGGAUUGUGUGUCAAGAGAUGAAUUUUUGUGUGAAGGUCCAGAGAUUUGGCCGGGUUGUAGUGCUUUGGACGACGGUCUGUACACAGACCUAUCAAAAGGUUCAAAAUGUAGAUUUUACCACUAUUGUUCCAACGGUAAGAAGGUCCGAUUGAGUUGUCCGAUGGGGUAUGUAUUCAACGGGAAAACUUGCGUAGAACAAGAUUCCUAUCACUGUCCACUGCUUGACACAGACUGUCACAAUAAGGUGGACGGUUAUUACUCAGACCCUAAGUCAGGUUGUCGUUCGUACUAUUAUUGCUCAAACGGCCAAAAACUGACUUACAUUUGCCCAGAAGGUUUACUCUUCAAUGGAACAGACUGUGUUAACAAACGCAUACACAGCUGCACAGCGAAAAUCAGCAUUUGCUCCAACAAAACAAACGGAUACCACGCAGACGCUGCCACCGGGUGUCACAAGUAUGUUUAUUGCUUACAAAAAGUAAAAAUUACGUCCUUUGAGUGUUCGGAAAAUAGUGUUUUUGAUGGCAAAAAAUGUGUACCGGUCAAAACGGAUAGUUGUACUAACGCUAAAGAAUCUUGUGAUACAUUAGAAGAUGGUUUAUACGGAGAACCCAACUCUCAAUGCACCAGAUACUUUAAAUGUGUGGGAAAAAAGAAGACUACAACUUUUACUUGCCGAGGAGGGUAAGUUUUUAACGGAGUAAAGUGUGUGAAGUACAUAUGUCCAGUGGAGAAAAAGCAAUUGUAUAGCCAAGAUGAUUGUGUGGGGAAGAUCGGGUUUUUUCAAGAUUUUGAGUCAAAUUGUAAUAAGUAUUACUUUUGUAUUAAUGGUGUCAAAACUAUGCUUUCUUGUAAAAGAGGCCAAGUAUUCAAUGGGGAGGUUUGUGUUAGUGAGAAAAACUACACAUGCCCCAUUUAGUUGUCACAUUGUAAAACUUCCUUUGGAUUGUUACGGUUGAAGAGAGAGAUUAUGUUUUAGGAUUAGGUAAGGAAAGAAAAUUGAAGUUGGAGAAGACGUUUAUUUUUAAAUAAUAAUAUAUAGAAAUAAGUAUUUAUGCCUUACCAUGUUUAAAAAAAAAUCAACCUUAAAUUAAAUUUUGACUUCCAUUAAAUCUUUCAUUACGAUUAACUUCAAGUUCAAAUAUUUGUAAUAGUUUUUGUAAACAAAUUAUUCACUUAUAGUCAGAUGAAAGGUAAUUAGUAAAUAAUAGGUACUAAUUGAUGAAUAAAGAGACAGGUUUAACAUACUGUAAGUAUUGACAAGUACUGUUUAUUAUAUUGAAUUCUUCUAAAAUGGUUUCAAGUUACUUUGGUGUGAAAUAAUCAAUUAGCACCUAGUAUUAGAAUUUGGAUGGAAUUGAAGCACUGUAGUUUGAAAAAGAUGGCAUGCAACAAAGUCAUUGUACCUGUUGAUAAUAAUUUUAUUUUUAAUUGUUAAAUCAUGAUAUUUAACUUAUUU